Molecule: messenger RNA, 2229 nt
Organism: Daktulosphaira vitifoliae (grape phylloxera)
Lineage: Eukaryota; Metazoa; Arthropoda; Insecta; Hemiptera; Phylloxeridae
Gene: Vang
Product: vang-like protein 2
Exons: 9
Coding region: 216-1901 (561 amino acids)
Biological process (GO): Wnt signaling pathway, planar cell polarity pathway; establishment of planar polarity; multicellular organism development
Cellular component (GO): plasma membrane
Source: RefSeq, a predicted model, not a curated record
AAUAAACAAUAUAUUAUUGAAAUUCAAUUUUUUUAUUAACCUGAACAUAUAUUUGGUUCUUAUUUAUGUUUUUUUAUAAUUUGUAAAUAUAAUAAAUUAUUUUUUUAUUAAAUUUAUAUCAUUGACAAUUUUAAAAGUUUUUUUCAAUUAUUCAAUAAAGUGACGUAGUUUUCUAUCAAACAUUGUAUAAUUAUGUUAAGUAAAACAUAACUACAAUGGAUACUGAGUCUCUUCGAUCUCUACAUAGUGAGCAUAGCUUUAAGUCUAAAUACAAAACUCACUCUCUGAAAUCUAGUAGUCACCACCGAUCAAACAAUUACAAAACUUCAUCUAAAAUAAGCCGUAAGUAUUCAGACAACUUAAUAAAUACUUACGACACUACUAUGGCACCCUAUCAAACUACUGUCAUGUUAGAUGAUACUCGUGAUGGACAAGAUGUUGUUGAAGUUCAAAUUUUACCUCAAGAUGAAAAUUGGGGUGAAAACACUACAGCAAUUACAGGAAACACUUCAGUACAAUCUGGAUCAAUGGAAGAAAUGGGAGCAUUGUGGCAAGAUAUAGAACAAAAAAGUGGUUUUCCUAUUCUUUGCCACCGUUACAUAGCUACAGCUCUCACUGGUUCAUUAUCAAUUAUUGCAUUUAUUAGUCCCCUAGCCAUGCUAGUUUUACCAAAAUUAGGAUUUUUUAGUCCGGAAGUUACAAAUUUAAGUUUACAGCAAAGAGAAACACUUUUGAAUUGUGGUACUGAGUGCAAAGGAGUGCUAGUAUCAUUGACAUUUAAAAUGUUUUUGCUGGCUCUAGCAGCUUGGGCAAUAUUUUUACGGCCAUUAAGAGCAACCAUGCCUAGAAUUUAUGUAUUUAGAGCAAUGGUUUUGGCACUUGUAUCAAUUUGUUGUACUUCAUUUUGGCUUUUUUAUGUAGUACAAGUUACAGAAGGAGUUCGUGCAACCGCUACAGGAGAAGACCUACUUGAAUAUCGAGCAUUGGUUUCAUACGCUUCGUCUUUAUGUGAUUGUCUUUUAUGUAUUCAUUAUAUUGCUGUAGUUUUAAUGGAAAUAAGGCAUUUGCAACCAGCUUUUUAUUUAAAGGUUGUUAGAAGUCCCGAUGGAGAGUGUCAUACUUAUUCUAUUGGUCAAUUAAGCAUUCAGCGAGCAGCUGUUUGGGUUUUAGAACAAUAUUACACAGAUUUCUCAAUAUACAAUCCAUAUUUAGAACGUUUACCAGUUUCAAAAUCUAAAAAGAAUGCUUCGAGCUUUAAAUUUUAUGAUAUUGAAGGAAUUGCUAAUAAUACUCUUCAAAUGAGUCAUACUAAAGGUUCUAUAAAUGGACAUAUAAGACGUCGUGAUUCAAGUCACAAUGAAAGAUUUUAUGAAGAACAUGAUUAUGAAAGAAGAGUUAAGAAACGUAGAGCAAGAUUACUGACUGCAGCUGAAGAAGCCUUUACUCAUGUAAAACGCUCUCAUCAAGAUCCUGGUGGUGGUUCUGCAAUGGAUCCUUAUGAAGCAGCUCAAGCUGUUUUUCCAACUAUUGCUCGAUCACUUCAAAAAUAUUUAAGAGUUACGAGACAACAGCCAAGACACACUGUAGAAUCUAUUUUGUCACACUUAGCUUUAUGUUUAACUCAUGAUGCUUCCCCUAAAGCAUUUUUAGAACCUUACUUAAGUGCAGCUCCAGUAUUACAGAAUGAAAAAGAACAGAAAACAGUUCAGUCAUGGUCACUUAUUUGUAGUGAAUUAUUAACUAGGUCACUUAAAAAUGGUACAGUAUUCCAACUGAGGCAAAAUGAUUUAUCUCUUUUGUGUUCAGUGCAUACAUUGCCACAUUUCAGUAUUACAGAAGAAGUCAUUAACCCAAAAUCAAAUAGGUUUGUGUUGAGGUUAAAUUCUGAAACAUCUGUAUGAUUUUUAUCUUUUAUACUUUUUAAAAUAUAUUUAAUAAAUUAGUUGUAAAAUAUUCAUAAAGAUUAUAAUAUGAUAAAACCAUCUAGUCUUGGAUCAGUAUUUUUUUUUUUUGAAUAUGCCAAAAAUUUGAAUAUAUAUAUAAGAAAUAAAAAGACACUAUUAUUUUUCAUUUAAUUAUUUAUAGCAUGCUUUAAAAUUAUAAAAAUUAGUUUAAGUAUGAAUAAUGAAGAUAUGUUUUUUUUGUUUGAAAGUCUUAUUGAUAAGAAAAAAAAAUUACAAAUAUUUCUUUUACAAAUUGUCAAAAAUAUAGGUGUCAAUAUGUCAUUGU